AUGUCCAAAGUUAUUGAUAUUGCAACUAUUCCGGAUAAAAACGACAUCUCUACAAAUAACAAAUCGGUAACGCUUCCACUAUUUUUUAUUUUACUUUGUACAAUAUGUAUGUCUGCACUGUAUUCGAAUAUUCUCACCUAUCAUAUUACUAUUACACAGUUACACAGCUUUGGGAAUGGUUCCGUUACAGACUAUUAUGAUGAUUUCGGUUUUCGUGAGAUUAAUGACACUCGAGUGAAUGUGACCAUUCAUAAGCAUAAAUUCCUAUCAAAUCCACAAAAAGAAGCUAUGGUAGCCGUUUGUCCAUUGGGUGGCCUAAUUUCAUGGUUUCCUAUCGCCUACGCAUAUAAUCAAAUGGGAUUCAGGAGAUGUUUUGUGCUUUGUGCAAUUCUUGGAAUUGUUCCAUCUGUGUUCAUUCCUAUGUGCACCUCUGCUCGCACAUUUCUUCUCGCAUGUAUCGUUCGAAUUCUUCAAGGAUUCUCCUUGUCCGCCUUUCUGCCGUAUCUUUGUAAAAUGGCUCUGUUUAUACCUAUGAAUAAUAUUGCAACACCAACAAUAGUUUUUGCUUACAUACAGGUUGCAGCGUUUUUCGCAUUUCCAAUAUUUUCACUUCUUGCAUGGAGUGAAUUUGGAUGGCAUUCCGUGCAUUAUCUUGCAUGCAUAUCCACAGCUAUCUUUUUUGGGAUUUUUAUGCUAAUCAAUUACGAUGAUGAAUUCAAGGAGAAAGCAUCGAGAGAGGGAAUGUUCAAUGCUCUUUUCACUUAUGAAAGAUGUCGUUCACUGGUGGUUCAUUUAAGGCUACCGUAUCUUUCAAUUUAUCAGGAUAUUCGUGUAUGGUCAAUUUUCGCGGCUGCUUUCGGCUAUUUCACGGCUGUGAACAUCUACUUAACAUUUGGACCCACAUUUCUUAACAAAGUUGUUUCGGUCCCAUUGGUCGGAACUGGUCUACUACUUACUAUUCCACCUAUUUCAAACACUGUAAUUGCUUUCAUGAUGUAUGGAUUGUUCUCACAACUUGCUAAUAGCGAGCAAAAUAAGUUACGCUUCUUCAACACAUUAGGUACAGUACCAUCCGGGAUUCUUUUCAUGUUAAUUGGUGCUUUCGAUCCAGACACUCAACCUGCAUCCGUUACGGCUCUUUUCAUUGUGGCAAGCUCUCUUCUUGGUUUUUCUUCGUGUGGUUUCUUCAGAAUGAAUCAACUUCGUUCCAGACAGCAUCAUCUGUUUCUGCUCACGAAUCUAUUCCUUGUGAACUGUGUUUCUAUGUUCCUAACGUCGCUCUUCAACGUUUUGAUUGCUAAUAACGACGACUACUCAACAUGGACCGCAGUACUAAUCCUACACGGUGCAAUCCUCAUUAUCACUAAUGUGGUAUUUUGUAUUUUUGCGAGUGCCGAUCCUGCGGACUGGACGAAAGACGGUUACGAGGACUCGUCGAUUAGACCGACCAGAGAGGAUCCACUUCCACAAAGACCUCUUUAG
This is a messenger RNA of Necator americanus (New World hookworm), 1482 nucleotides long. RefSeq lists its product as uncharacterized. Bases 1 to 1482 code for a protein of 493 amino acids. Gene Ontology annotation, molecular function: transmembrane transporter activity. The record is from RefSeq and is a predicted model, not a curated record. Lineage: Eukaryota; Metazoa; Nematoda; Chromadorea; Rhabditida; Ancylostomatidae. Gene Ontology annotation, biological process: transmembrane transport. The transcript has 13 exons. Gene Ontology annotation, cellular component: membrane.